Messenger RNA from Thamnophis sirtalis, 2355 nucleotides. RefSeq names its product glucose-6-phosphatase catalytic subunit 1. The record is from RefSeq and is a predicted model, not a curated record. Gene Ontology annotation, biological process: glucose 6-phosphate metabolic process; gluconeogenesis. Gene Ontology annotation, molecular function: glucose-6-phosphatase activity. Lineage: Eukaryota; Metazoa; Chordata; Lepidosauria; Squamata; Natricidae. Gene Ontology annotation, cellular component: membrane.
CUGCAGUAAUAGAUCAAAGAUAGCUUGUUGCUCAACUGGAGAUAGAAUGGAAGCCAGUAUGGAUAUUCUAUAUCACACAGGCAUCCAAGCCAUACACUUUCUGCAAACAAGAUACCCAGGAUCGCAGGAUUGGUUCCUCUUUGUUUCUUUUGCUGCUGACCUCCGAAACACUUUCUUUGUCCUGUUUCCUAUUUGGUUCCAUCUCUGUGAAACUGUGGGAAUCAAGCUCAUCUGGGUUGCUGUGAUUGGUGACUGGCUAAACCUCGUAUUUAAAUGGAUCCUUUUUGGACAAAGACCCUACUGGUGGGUACAUGAGACCAAUUUCUAUCAAAAUAUGUCUGCUCCUGAAAUCCAGCAGUUUCCAGUUACCUGUGAAACCGGCCCAGGGAGUCCUUCUGGCCAUGCAAUGGGUUCAGCUGGUGUGUAUUAUGUGAUGGUUACAGCCAUUCUCUCUCUCACCCAAGGAAGGAAACGUCCAUCAUGGAAACAUCGCUUUUUGCAAACGGUGCUUUGGGCUGUUUUUUGGACCAUCCAAAUUUGUGUCUGUGUCUCUCGUGUCUUCCUGGCAGCUCAUUUUCCACACCAAGUCAUUGCUGGUGUCUUCUCAGGUAUUUUGGUGGCCAAAUCUUUCCAGUACAUCACUUUCAUCUAUGAUUUCAGCAUGCAGAAAUAUACAGCUACCACCAUUUUCCUCUUCUCUUUUGCUCUGGGAUUCUACCUACUGCUCAAGGUACUCGGUGUGGACCUCCUGUGGACGUUAGAAAAGGCCAAGACAUGGUGUGAGCAUCCAGAAUGGGUGCAUCUGGACACUACCCCUUUUGCUGGCCUCUUGCGCAACCUGGGAAUCCUCUAUGGCCUGGGACUGGCCCUUAAUUGUUCAAUGUACACGGAAAGCUGCAAAAGUAAACAAGGGCAGCGGCUAAACUUUCGACUGGGCAGCAUUGGUAUCUCACUUCUUAUCCUGCACCUGCUUGAUUCCUUCAAGCCUCCAGUCAACAUAGAGCUUCUCUUCUACCUGUUUUCUUUUUGCAAAAGUGUGGCUGUGCCCUUGAUAGUGGCUGCCUUAAUCCCCUACUGUGUAGCACAAUUGCUCAGGCUACAGGACAAGAAAGCUCUGUAGGUUGAAGACCAGCAACGUAUAUAAGUGAAUUGCUAGGAUGUAGAAUAAUAGGGGCCAAAACAAAGUAUUCAUGGGGGAGCCUAUUACCUAGCUAUUCUGGGCUGAUCAGCCCACAUUUGGAUGAUGGUCCCUGCUGGCUUCAGAGUAAGGCUUACUUAUUUGCCCCAAAUAUGUCAACCAGGUUCCCUAUUAUUACUGAACACUGCCAGCACAGGCUGAUUCUGGUUGUGCAAAACAUUUCUCUAUGGCGGCAAAAGAGCAUUUAUGGUUGUCACCAAGAUGAGUCCUGCCAGCAAAGCUGAUAACAUUCUCUGAAGACAUUCUGGAAUAUGUUUUAGGAUAGAGAUUGACAAUGUUAAAGGAGACUAGGAAAGGCUAUCACUCCACCCAGUUGCCAGUAUUGCUCGCAUUUCAGGAGAACAUCCCCUAGGGGUAAUUGGCUAUUGGAGUGUGAAGUUAAAUAAUCAGCCUUGUAACUGUUGUAGUGGUUUGCUAACAUUAAAUAAUGUAUGGUAUAUUUUAUGAUGGCAAAGAAGCAGGGUUGAUGAUUCAGCCCUCUUAUACAGCAUUAAUUUUCUCCAAAUUGGGGCUGCCAGUACCCAUCAGCUUGUUUAUUAGGGUGCCAGGUAGGGUUAAGGUUAAAGUUAGGAUUAAGGUUAGGGUUAGUAUAACUAGGUUUUGGUUCUGGUAAAUGUCUGCAUGGAAUGUUUCUAAAACUGUUAUCCAAAGCAUUUUGUUAUUAAUAAAGUAUGGCAUUUGUUUUGUUAGAAAAUUUAUGUUGACUUAUAUUGGAGAAAUGUGAUAAAUUAAAAUAUCAACAAUAUUUAAUUAGUUUUACAGUUCAGUUUUACAUUCCUCCAUCCUUCUUUUUUAAGGGGCAAUGAAAUACAGGUUUCACAAUUCCCACAGUACCAGAGCUCCAAGUUUGGUGAUGAACUUUAAGAGUAGUUAUUCUAUAACUUUGCAGUCUUUUCUUUUUAAUUUAUCACUUCUUUUGACUGCUGAAGGAUGGAUUACUAUUCAGUGUCAAAAGCUAACCUCUGAAAUUUUGAUACAAAUGAGAUGAACCAACUCCAUUAAUGGGGUGAAUGGAGUUUUGGAGCUUCGUUUAUGAAGAUUUAAGGUAUUAUACAGUAUAGAAAACUGUAUUUCUGGUUAGGAAAAACCUUCUUUAAAAUGCUUUUUUUUUACCAAAGCUGAGCACAGACCAUUUAUGUCAUUUGUUGAUGAAAGUU